This is a messenger RNA of Cryphonectria parasitica EP155, 1030 nucleotides long. RefSeq lists its product as uncharacterized. The record is from RefSeq and is a predicted model, not a curated record. The transcript is spliced from 4 exons. Bases 1 to 984 code for a protein of 327 amino acids. Lineage: Eukaryota; Fungi; Ascomycota; Sordariomycetes; Diaporthales; Cryphonectriaceae.
AUGACGAAACUCACCGACCUGCUCGGUUCUUACGACAACCUAAAUGAUGCGCCGUCGCUGCUCAAUCACCCGUCUAAUAUUCUUGCCAUCACUAUUGUUUUCGUGAUUUUCUACUUCGGAAACGCAUUCUAUCCAACGUCCGCCGGGCUCAUCAAACUCGCCCUGCUCUUUCAGUAUCUUCGAGUGUACGACAAGGGAUCUGUGUUCCGAAAAGCCACAAAAGUGAUGAUUUGCGUAGUAGCAAUAUGGUCCAUCUCAUUUAGCGUUUUCGGCUGGAUACCGACGUGGCCGGUGGAGGCUUACUGGAAUCUCGAGAUGCCUGCUUUCCGAUAUGGAUUUGGAUCACUGUACCUGGGCCCCUUUGUCUCGAUUUAUGUGAGUCUGACCGCGACGAAUAUGGUCUUGGACGUGAUCGUUCUCGGCCUGGCUGCGCCCCUCCUCCUGGUGAACAAGAAGCCAGAAGCUGUCUCGCGUUGGUCCUUGGUGUCUCUUUUUGGCCUCGGCAGCCUUGCUAGCGUUAUGUCGAUAUGGCGCCUGGCCGCCAUAAUCGAAACUCAAGCUACGACAAAGCCAACGUUCGACCCGACAUGGUACGGUGCCAUGCCGAUUGUUCUAGCGGUACUGGAAGUGGACAUCGCAACCAUCACGGCGUCCCUCCCUGUCUUCUGGCCCGUCCUUCAGCAGCUCCACCAGAACCAGAUCCUGGUGACACGGGAGGUGAAGAUUGUCCGCGAGGAACGACGUAGAAAUACGGCCGAGACAUCCUCCGACCGGGACGAUGAGGGCAUUGAGUUGCAGAGGAGCGAGUCUGCACUCCAGCUUCAUAGCAAUAAGAGUGAGCACUAUGGGGAUCCAUAUGUGGCAGAACAGGUCAACCCGUUCAGGAGGCUGGAACUGCAGUUCGGGACGAAGGCUGAGAUUGACGUCUCACCUCUGGGGAGAAAAACGAGCAUCACAUCAUAUAGGAUGAGAGACACUGAUUAGGGACAACAUGAUUAGGUCCAAAUUACUAAAUAACAGGGAAAAAAUC